Molecule: messenger RNA, 2611 nt
Organism: Carya illinoinensis
Lineage: Eukaryota; Viridiplantae; Streptophyta; Magnoliopsida; Fagales; Juglandaceae
Product: long-chain-alcohol oxidase FAO4A-like
Exons: 3
Coding region: 53-2500 (815 amino acids)
Molecular function (GO): flavin adenine dinucleotide binding; long-chain-alcohol oxidase activity
Source: RefSeq, a predicted model, not a curated record
GCUUCCUCUUUCAUUCGUUCUGAAAAUCAUCAAGCUUGAUCUGAAGCCAAGCAUGGAGCCAAACAUUAUUAAUGGUGCAAGAGAUCAUGUUAGGCCGCCUGCAUCAAAGGCUAAUGGAAAGCAAGAUAAACACAUGACGGUCAUAGAGGUAGGUAACGUUGAUGAGAUACAAGUCAUUAAUGAUCUUGUCGGAGGAGGAGAUCAUCACCAUCGAGAUUAUUACAGUCUGCCCUACGUUAACUCUCUCUCCCCUUGGGAGAUGGACUCCCUCACUGCUCUCUGCGACACCUUCUUGCCCUCCAUUGAUGUCACCGACGACGUUACCACCGACGACUCCGUCAUCAAGUUCUACGCCACCUGUGCUUCCAUGGCAGGCACUCCAGAACGUCUAGGGGGAUUGAUAAGCGAGAGACUGGAACACCCAAGAAAGUGGUUGAUCCGAUUAUCGUUAUUCCUGCUAUCGACAUGGAUUGGGACCUUAAUACUAUGCGGAAGAGGGAGCCUUUCAAGCAAGUAUCCAUAUUUUCAUAGAUUUUCUCAGGUAUCCAGGCAGAAACGGGAAGAAAUAGUGCUCUCAUGGUCUCUCAGUUAUAUCUAUACUAUGAGAAUGCUCUUCAGGACCAUGAAGCUUCUCAUUCUAUAUGUUUUCUUCACUCAGGUGGAUGAGAAGAAUGAUAACAUUUCAUGGAAAGCAAUCCGGUAUGCUGGACCAGACCCACAGUUCAAAACCCAAACUCAGCUGUCCAAGACAUCGGAACAAACUGGCUAUGGAGAACAUGAAAAAGAAGAUCAAGGUGGUGGUGUAGAGGACUUUUAUGGACCUCUUUACAGAGGCAUCAUUAAUCUAAAAAACCCUCGGGACAUGAAUGUAGAUACUCUACGACGAUUUGGAUUUCCCACCUCAGUUGUUUGUGGGAAAACCGAUCCUUCCAGCUUGUCUUGUCCUUCUUUGGUCAUCAAAUGUGAUGCAGUUGUGAUUGGUUCUGGCUCGGGUGGUGGCGUUAUUGCUGGUGUUCUGGCAAAGGCAGGAUACAAAGUGCUUGUUUUGGAGAAAGGAAGUUAUUGUGCUAGGAAAAAUCUCUCACUUCUUGAAGGUCCAACUAUGGAUGAGAUGUACCUAUCUGGUGGUUUGAUGGCAACCAUUGAUAUGGGCAUGCUAAUACUUGCAGGUUCAACCGUUGGUGGGGGCUCUGCGAUUAACUGGUCAGCUUCAAUUCGAACCCCUCAGCAUGUGAUUAACGACUGGUGUGACUCCCAUGAGCUAGAAUUAUUUGACAGUGAACUAUACAAAGAAGCCAUGGAUGUUGUCUGUGAAAAAAUGGGAGUUCAAUCUGAAUUCCAUGAUGAAGGAUUUCACAACACGAUAUUGAGACGAGGAUGUCAAGAAUUGGGUUAUCCUGUGAACAACAUACCUCGAAAUUCACAGGCGGAUCAUUACUGUGGUUGGUGCUGUCUUGGCUGCAAGGAUGGAAAAAAGAAAGGUACCUCAGAGACAUGGCUUGUAGACUUGGUAAGUUCAGGCAAUGGUGCAAUUCUUCCUGGUUGUGAGGCUAUCAAAGUAUUGAACAGGAGGAAGAAAGGAAGAUAUCGGAAGACAGCAACUGGAGUUGCUUUCGAGUUUGAACAUAAAGGAGCAAAAGAAAUUUGUGUAGUGGAGUCUAAGGUGACUAUCGUUGCAUGUGGUGCACUCAGUACACCAGAAUUGCUGAGAAAAAGUGGCCUGAAGAAUGAAAACAUUGGAAAGAACUUGCAUCUUCAUCCAGUGGCAAUGGCGUGGGGCCAUUUUCCAGAUACACCUUUGUCCAACGUUUGGCCAAAGGCAGAGAAGAAGAGCUAUGAAGGGGGGAUAAUGACAGCAAUGUCGACCGUUGCUGCAAAUUUUGAUGGGUCUGGUUAUGGUGCAAUAAUACAGACUCCUUCGUUGCACCCCGGUACUUUCUCCAUGCUAAUGCCAUGGGUUUCUUCAACAGAUAUGAGAAGUCGAAUGUGCAGGUUUUCGAGAACUGCCCAUAUAUUUGCAUUAGCAAGGGAUAAAGGUUCAGGAACAGUGCUUUCACCAAAUUCAAUCAGUUACCAAAUGGAAGAAAGUGAUGAAGAGAACCUAAAGAAAGGGCUAGAGAAGGUAUUGAGGAUAUUGGCGGCUGCUGGAGCUGAAGAAAUAGGAACCCAUAACUGCAAAGGAAAGACCUUAAAUGUUAAAAAAGCUAGUUCACAUGAUUUUGAGAAGUUCGUUAAAGAGGAAAGUUCAAGGCGGUUGAACAGGCUUUCGACUCCGCUAUGUUCAGCGCAUCAAAUGGGGAGCUGCAGGAUGGGGGUUGACCCAAAGAAGUCAGUAGUGAACCAGAUGGGGGAGACAUGGGACGUAGAGGGGCUUUUCGUGGCAGACACAAGUGUCUUUCCGACAGCUUUAGGCGUGAACCCUAUGGUCACCGUUCAGGCUAUUGCUUAUUGCACGGCACAGUCUGCUCUUGAAGUUCUCAGGAGGAAGAAGUGCAGAUAACAAUCGACUAAUAAUUCAAAAAUUGAGUGCAUGUGCAUCCUUUGUUGUGUGUGAUAAACUCAGGCGGGUACAUCAUACAUAAGAUGAAGAUAUCUUUUCUUUUCAUGGCUA